Messenger RNA from Pterocles gutturalis (yellow-throated sandgrouse), 418 nucleotides. RefSeq names its product N(G),N(G)-dimethylarginine dimethylaminohydrolase 1-like. The transcript has 4 exons. Gene Ontology annotation, biological process: positive regulation of nitric oxide biosynthetic process; arginine metabolic process. The record is from RefSeq and is a predicted model, not a curated record. The annotation marks the transcript as partial. Gene Ontology annotation, molecular function: amino acid binding; dimethylargininase activity. Lineage: Eukaryota; Metazoa; Chordata; Aves; Pterocliformes; Pteroclidae.
ACCUACAUCACCUGUCCUGGCGGUCCAUGGAGACCUGCUCUUGCCUUUUGGGCCUGGGCUUCAGGGUUGGUGGGAUGAUUCACGAAUGCCACAUAGCUGCGUCAUGGAAAAUGAGCAGGAAAAGGUUGAAGCUAUGAAGAGAGUACUAGAAAGUCUCAACCUCAACAUAGUAGAGAUGGUAGAUGAAAACGCAACCUUGGAUGGUGGAGAUGUCUUAUUUACAGGCAGAGAAUUUUUUGUGGGUCUUUCCAGGCGGACAAAUCAACGUGGUGCAGAAAUUCUGGCUGAUACAUUUAAGGAUUAUGCUGUCUCCACAGUUCCUGUUCAUGAUUCUUUGCAUCUGAAGAGCUUUUGCAGCAUGGCUGGACCAAACUUGAUUGCUAUUGGAUCAAGUGAAGCUGCACAGAAAGCCCUCAAG